CCAUACCGAAUAGGAUACUAAGCCAUCUCUUUUCCAACUUGCUUUCACAAUGGAAACUCAUCACCACCUUCCCAUAAAUGUAAAACAACACAACUAAGAAACCGAACCAACAAACAACAAAGCCUUGUCUUUUGUUCUUUUCCAUGUUCAUGGCAAAUCGUGUGGCUCCUAAUCCUCCUGCACCUCACCCAGAUGCUUUUCAUGUGUCUGGUCCUCGGAACAUCACUACCCUUAACUGGAGAGACCUUAUAACUUCCAGUUGGAAGGAUCCAAAGUACAAAAGAACGGUCAUUUCCUGCUUCAUACAAGCAGUUUACUUGCUCGAACUGGAUAGACAGGAAAAAAGAACACAAGACAAUGCCCUAGCUCCAAAUUGGUGGAUUCCCUUCAAGUACAAGCUCGCAAAAACAUUAGUUGACGAAAGAGAUGGGUCCAUUUUCGGUGCAAUACUUGAAUGGGAUCGACCCGCAGCAUUAGCUGACUUAGUACUAGUAAGACCAAACGGUGCCCCUAGAGCUGUUUUAGUACUUAGAGGAACAUUACUCAAAAGUCCUACAAUGCGGAGAGACAUUGAAGACGAUCUCCGUUUUGUUGCAUGGGAAAGCUUAAGAGGGUCUGUCAGAUUUAAAGUGGCAUUAGAGGCUCUAAAAUCAAUUUGCGAUAUGUACGGAAGUAGUAAUGUGUGUAUUGCAGGACAUUCUUUAGGCGCUGGUUUUGCUCUUCAAGUAGGAAAACAAUUAGCGAAACAAGGAAUCUAUGUGGAGGCGCAUUUGUUUAAUCCACCUUCUGUUUCACUAGCCAUGAGUCUCAAAAAUCUUGGAGAGAAGGCCGGAUAUGCAUGGAGUAGAGUUAAAUCUAUAAUUCCUUAUGGAAGGGAAGCUCAAGUUAGCAACGAUGUGGAAAAGACCACAGUUGUCGAACCGAAAAGUUGGAUGUCUCGAUUAUAUGGUUCUGGUUUGAAGGAUCCUAGCGCUGUUGUUGGCAUGGCAAAAUGGAUUCCUCAUUUGUAUGUUAACAAUAGUGACUACAUAUGUUGCUAUUACAACGAUCCUAGUGGCACAGCAGAGAAAGUUGUUGAUAAGGAGAGUGUUGGUGGACAAAUUACAGCGAAAUUGUUUGUUGUGGCAAAAGAAAAACAGAAAUUUCUUGAGGCUCAUGGUUUGGAACAAUGGUGGUCAAGUGAUGCAGAACUUCAACAGGUUAUUCAUAACAGCAAACUCAUAAGUAGACAACUUUCAUCUUUAUACACUUACACUCCUUCCCAGGCAGUAACAAGGGUUAUGCCACAAUAAUAAAUGAAUAUCAUUGGAAAUUGACAUAUUACAAAAUCUCUCAUUUUUCAAUCUUAAUAAUGCAGCCAGUUUUUGGCUUGUAAUCUGUUCUUUUAGAUGUUGCAUCGUCUAAGAGUUAAUGUCUGGAAUACGAAUGCAAAAUUGUUAUAUUCUUUUAUUAAA
Messenger RNA from Vicia villosa (hairy vetch), 1454 nucleotides. RefSeq names its product GDSL esterase/lipase At4g10955-like. The record is from RefSeq and is a predicted model, not a curated record. The coding region runs from base 144 to 1292 and encodes 382 amino acids. The transcript has 2 exons. Lineage: Eukaryota; Viridiplantae; Streptophyta; Magnoliopsida; Fabales; Fabaceae.